Molecule: messenger RNA, 1920 nt
Organism: Penicillium coprophilum
Lineage: Eukaryota; Fungi; Ascomycota; Eurotiomycetes; Eurotiales; Aspergillaceae
Product: putative phosphoinositide-specific phospholipase C
Exons: 4
Coding region: 1-1920 (639 amino acids)
Biological process (GO): phosphatidylinositol-mediated signaling; lipid metabolic process
Molecular function (GO): phosphatidylinositol-4,5-bisphosphate phospholipase C activity
Source: RefSeq, a predicted model, not a curated record
AUGGAGAAAGUCGAAGCUCUCGUGGAACGUGCUAGGCAUGCACUCGAGCCACCCAAGACGCCGUCACAUACGGUGGACAAAUUUCACCCAACUUUGGAUAGCCAUAUCCAGAAGAUCCACAAGUCUAUUGAUGCAUAUGCCCCAACUACAAACUAUUUCCUCCAAGAAAUGCAACAUGACGCUGCCAUCCCAAAUUCUCCUGAGCCAGUCGCCGACGUUUUGGCUUCUCUGGAUGCCUUUCGUGCCUAUAUGAAAGACGCAAACUCGUCUGCGAUGAGACCAGAAGAAGCCUUGGAUCUUUCCGCGCCUAUCUCGGACUACUUUAUCUCAUCGAGCCACAACACUUAUUUAACGGGUAAUCAGCUGUACAGCGACGCUGCUGCUAGUGCCUAUACCUCUGUCCUCCUCCGUGGCUGCAGGUCCGUCGAGAUUGAUGUUUGGGAUGGCGAAUUGGACACACCAAAUUCAAGCGACAGCGACAGUAGCAGCAGUGAGUCGGAGACGGAAGAAGGCAAGAAGAGUAUGGGGAGCAAGUUAAAAACAAAGAUGACCUCCAAGAAAAAUGGUCAGGAAAAGGCCGCGAAAGAACAGAAAGAAUCAGUCUCGUCAAAAUUGGAAGCGAAACUGAAUGGCCUUCUUCGUCGCAAAUCCGUCAAGUCGCCCGAGCGACCAGCGGAUGAAGAGGCUGGGACGAGUCACAUGCCUGUUCGGGUUGAGCCCCGUGUUCUGCAUGGCCAUACUUUGACCAAGGGAACUACAUUCCGUGAAAUAUGCUACGCAAUCCGCGAUAGCGGAUUCGUUGCUAGCGAUCUUCCACUGGUGAUUAGUCUUGAGGUACAUGCCUCUCUUGAGCAGCAGCAGACGAUGGUUGACAUCAUGUUGGAGGCAUGGAAAGGAUUGCUUGUGGAGGCUCCUCCGGAUAAGGGCAAGCUUCCCUCGCUGGCUGAUUUGAAGGGAAAGAUCUUGAUCAAAAGCAAAGGUGUUCCACUAAGCGGCGAGGGGGAGAAAGCCGAUGGGGAAACGUUGACUCCGCAGGAAUCAGAUGAUAAGUCCUCGGGACAGCAGUCGGCGAAGCCAUCGAAGAUUCUUGAUGCCCUGGCCAACAUGGCUGUUUAUACUCGCGCCUAUCAUUUCCGUCAUUUUGACCAACCGGAGGCCAAAGUCCCUCGCCAUGUAUUCUCGCUCUCCGAGAAAGCAGCGCGAGAAGCCCAUCUCAACCAUCGCGACGCUUUGUUUGAGCACAACCGAAGAUCUCUAAUGCGUAUCUACCCGUACGCGUUCCGAGUAAACUCAUCGAACCUUGAUCCAACAUUCUACUGGCGACGUGGGGCCCAGCUGGUUGCAUUGAACUGGCAGAAUCUAGAUAAGGGCAUGAUGCUCAAUCAUGGAAUGUUUGUUGGAACUCACGGCUGGCGACUGAAGCCAUCCGGCUACCGAAAUAGCAGUUCUGCGACAGGUGUGAUCGAGCGCCGCAACUUAACCCUCUCCAUCGAGGUAUUCGCCGCCCAAGAUCUCUCUUUGCCGCCAGGCGACCAUAGUGAGAGGGGAUUCAAACCUUAUGUGAACUGUCAGCUGCACGUUGAAGAACCAGAGGGUGAUGUCGACCCGAACCAAGACGACGCCAGCUCCGAAUCGGAGAAGAGCAGCUACAGGCGGUGCACGAAGAGUUCAUCGGGCCGUAACCCGGACUUCGGCGCCCAGAAGUUGGAGUUCCCGACCGUGACGGGGAUAAUUGAGGAGCUUAGUUUCCUACGGUUCAAGAUCAAGGACGAUGAGAUCGGUCGGGAUACCUUGGCUGCGUGGGCUUGCAUUCGGCUUGACCGGCUACGGGAGGGCCAUCGACUGCUUCAUCUUCAUGACUGCACCGGCGAGAAGACUGGGGGUAUCUUGCUGGUCAAUAUUGUGAAGCGAUUUACUUAG